AUGGAUUUCGCAGGCAGCAAGAAGCGCAAGUUCAAGGACUCCAAUGGAGUCAAGGCGACUAACGGAAAGCGAUCUGCUGCCGCCAUCCCCGAAAAGUCAAAGAAGGCCAAGCGCUCAAAGCCCGAGCCCCGCCAUGAACCCGAACCCGAGUCCUCUGAUGAGGAGGAUGAAGACGAAGACGAUGCCGAAGCGGAUAGCGAUGAGGAAGCUGAGGACGACAAGGACGAGUCUGGAGAUGAGCUCGAGGACGACGAUGUGAAGGGAGACGAGGCUGAGGCCGACACAGACCUGCCCGACGGCGGAAAGCUCACGCUUCCUCCCAUCGCUGGCGCCGAGGCGCAAUCGUUCAAGGAGCUUAGCCUCUCCGAAAAGACGAUGAAGGCGAUUGAGGAAAUGGGCUUCACCACCAUGACGGAGAUCCAGCGAAGGGGUAUCCCUCCUUCUCUGGCUGGUCGUGAUGUUCUCGGUGCUGCCAAGACUGGAUCCGGAAAGACUUUGGCAUUCUUGAUCCCCGUCGUUGAGAUGCUGUGCUCCCUCCGCUUCAAACCCCGCAACGGUACCGGUGUCAUUGUGGUGUCUCCCACCCGUGAACUGGCUCUGCAAAUUUUCGGCGUUGCUCGAGAGCUUAUGGCCCACCACUCCCAAACCUACGGCAUUGUCAUCGGCGGUGCUAACCGACGAGCGGAGGCGGAAAAGCUUUCCAAGGGUGUCAACCUCAUAAUCGCGACUCCCGGGCGACUGCUCGAUCACCUUCAGAACACGCCAUUUGUCUUCAAGAAUCUCAAGUCCCUGGUCAUUGAUGAGGCUGACCGAAUCCUCGAGAUCGGUUUCGAAGACGAAAUGCGACAGAUCAUCAAGAUUCUCCCCAAGGCCGACCGACAGACCAUGCUCUUCUCGGCCACUCAAACCACCAAGGUCGAGGACCUGGCGCGCAUCUCGCUGCGACCUGGCCCGCUGUACAUCAACGUCGAUGAGGAGAAGCAGUUCAGCACCGUUGAGGGUCUCGAGCAGGGCUACGUCCUCUGUGAGGCCGAGAAGCGAUUCCUUCUCCUGUUCUCCUUCCUGAAGCGCAACCUCAAGAAGAAGGUUAUUGUUUUCUUCAGCAGCUGCGCGUGCGUCAAGUACCACGCCGAGUUGCUCAACUUCAUCGACCUUCCCGUCCUCGACCUCCACGGCAAGCAGAAGCAGCAAAAGCGAACCAACACCUUCUUCGAGUUCUGCAAUGCCAAGCAAGGCACUCUGAUCUGCACUGAUGUGGCCGCCCGUGGUCUCGAUAUCCCCGCCGUUGACUGGAUCGUCCAAUUCGACCCUCCGGAUGACCCUCGCGAUUACAUUCACCGAGUGGGCCGAACGGCCCGUGGCAACAACAGCAAGGGCCGAUCGCUCAUGUUCCUGCAGCCCAGCGAGGUCGGAUUCUUGUCUCACCUCAAGGCUGCCCGUGUGCCAGUCGUCGAGUUUGACUUCCCCUCCAACAAGAUUCUCAACGUCCAGUCGCAGCUUGAGAAGCUCAUCAGCCAAAACUACUACCUGAACAAGAGCGCCAAGGACGGAUACCGCAGCUACCUCCACGCCUACGCAUCGCACUCGCUGCGCAGCGUUUUCGACAUCAACAAGCUAGACCUCGCCAGGGUGGCCAAGGGCUUCGGCUUCUCUACGCCUCCUCGCGUGGAGAUUACGCUGGGCGCCAGCAUGAGCCGGGACAAGAAGAACCAGGGACGGAGAGCGUACGGCAGCCAGCCGAGGCAGAAGCAGGGCAAGUUCAGCAGGUAG
Molecule: messenger RNA, 1770 nt
Organism: Ilyonectria robusta
Lineage: Eukaryota; Fungi; Ascomycota; Sordariomycetes; Hypocreales; Nectriaceae
Product: P-loop containing nucleoside triphosphate hydrolase protein
Exons: 2
Coding region: 1-1770 (589 amino acids)
Biological process (GO): maturation of LSU-rRNA from tricistronic rRNA transcript (SSU-rRNA, 5.8S rRNA, LSU-rRNA)
Cellular component (GO): nucleolus
Molecular function (GO): nucleic acid binding; RNA helicase activity; ATP binding
Source: RefSeq, a predicted model, not a curated record